AUGCUGAGAGAGGUAAAAGUGGGUUUGGACGAAAAGGGCGGGAAUAGACCUGGGACUUUAUAUGGUCUAUCACAUCGUAUAUGGCUAUUGAUAGUAGGUAUAAUUGGUCUUCUCACCUUAUCAAGAUUCUUAUUCCCAUCAUCGGACCCAUCAUCCUCACCAUACGCUACUACCGGUGGUCUCCUAACACCACGAGAUUACUUAAAUGCCUCAGCUGCCGAUCCGGCUCCAUUCGAUUUUUGUCCCGUCUUUGGACCAGGCGAUAAGAUAGCUGAGAAGAGAGGUCAAUGGGGAUUGUUAAAAUCUAGAUUACACGUUGGAAGCGGUGCGAGAAUCCAGAGAGUUGUUCAGAAAGCUAUGGCUGGCUCGCCUGUUACGAUAAGUAUUUUGGGUGGAUCAGUCUCCGCAUGCCACGGUGCAGGUGAUGAUCCAGUUUCACCUCGAUGUUACCCUGCGAAAUUCUUCGAUUGGUGGAACUCUGUUUUCCCCCACCCAGCAUCAGAAGUAACCAAUGGAGCAGCACGAAAAACCGAUUCAGCCUAUUUCGCUUAUUGUUCAAUGCACCAUUUACCUGAUCAAACCGAUUUGGUCAUUUUGGAGUUUGACGCUUCGGACCCGAAUGAUCCUGAAUGGUUAACGCACUUUGAAUUGCUCGUUCGAUCAAUCUUGGUCAGACCUGAUCAACCUGCCGUUAUCAUCUUGGGCCAUUUCUCCCCUCAGAUCCAAGCUCAAAAUGGCUUUGCUGGUCCAGAACUCUUACAUACUGUUGUCGCUCAAUUCUACGAUGUUCCUCAUAUCAGUGCAAAAGGACUCCUAUAUCAAGAUUAUUUAUCUGACCCUGAACAAGCUCGAACUUCAUUCUUCACCGAUCCAGUGUUGGCCAACGCGGCAGGGCACGAAUUGAUUGCGGAUAUCAUAAUAUCUUAUAUGCAAUCUCAGAUCUGUGCCGGAUGGGCAGCGACGAUGGGACACGCGUUUGACGUACCUUACAUGGGAGGACCAUCUACCGACCAAAUCGUUCUUCAAGGAGAGUCGGCUCAGUCGAAAGAGGAAUUAGAAGCUGAAGGAGGAGGUAUAGCAGCGAAACAAAGAGCUAUCAAAGUUCCUCAAGCGAUGUUAUCCGAUCGACCAUCUGAUAUUUUAAGAUUCAGAGAAGUAAACCCUUUCUGUGUAUCUGCAAAUGAUCUCAUUAAUCCCCUUCCACCUUCACAUUUCUUCGGAUCGGGUUGGUACGCUCAUCAUCCAUCCAAGGGUGCGGCGCAGGAAGAGAAACAUUAUUGGUAUGCUGAAUUGGCGGGAAGUAAAUUUAGAGUACCGAUCACGCUGAGUGCGGGUGAGGUGGCUAUAUAUUAUUUACAAAACCCCGAGGACCGACCACUAGGUAGAGCAGCAUGCUGGGUAGAUGAUAAUUUUGCAAACGCAGUGGAAUUGAGCGGUAUUGCCGAUGUGCACGAUACGACGCCAACAUUGACGAUCAUCGAUUCUGGUGUUGCUGCUGGACCUCAUUAUGUCGAAUGUAAUUUACUUGGACAGGAGGGUCAGAAGACAGCUCCAUUCAAGAUGUUGGGAAUGUAA
Molecule: messenger RNA, 1575 nt
Organism: Kwoniella botswanensis
Lineage: Eukaryota; Fungi; Basidiomycota; Tremellomycetes; Tremellales; Cryptococcaceae
Exons: 9
Coding region: 1-1575 (524 amino acids)
Source: RefSeq, a predicted model, not a curated record